Molecule: messenger RNA, 2691 nt
Organism: Quercus robur (English oak)
Lineage: Eukaryota; Viridiplantae; Streptophyta; Magnoliopsida; Fagales; Fagaceae
Exons: 3
Coding region: 85-2220 (711 amino acids)
Source: RefSeq, a predicted model, not a curated record
GAGCUUAUUAUUGAUGAAUCAAAAGAAAGAAGAAAAUUUCAACUCCAACGCCAGCUGGGAUCGCUACAAAGGGAAUUGAGGUUGAUGCUUGCUGUAUUGGACCACAUAGAAUCGUUGGAACGACCAAACAAAGAUAUGAAUGGCUGGGCACAAAAAGCAAGAAUAGUUGUUCGCUCCGUAGAGGAUAUGAUCGACAGUUUCAGUUUCAAAACAGCAAAGACGAGCCGGGCAAAAAAAUUGAAGAGAUCUGCCUUGUAUUUCAAUGAAAUGUUUCUUGGAUACCAGUUGAGUCCCAAGGUAAAGCGUCUCUUGCUAAGUAUCAAUAAUCUGUCUGAAAGAAGUAAAGUCCUUAAUAUCGGAAAUGAUGGAGGAGGUGGAGCAAAUGAAGAUGCGGUAAUAGCAAAGACCACUGUAGCUCGAUCAACACUUCACAGUGUCUUUUCCAAGUUCAGUUUCGCACUAAUCUUGCAUCCUUUUAAAGUGCAAAUGUUUCCUGCUGCCUUGUUAGCUGUGGAUACAGUUGGGAUGGUGAUACUAAAAGAGCUGAAGUCUCAUAUAAAUAAUCUGCGUAGAGUACAUAAUCAAAUCCUCAAUGUCAGAAAAGAUCAGGGAGGUUCUGAAGAACUUGAGGUCACUAUUUCAAGAGAGAAGACCAACACCAUCAUUUCUUCUUUCUUAAAGCAGAUUGAUUCCGUGCUAAGAAAAAAAAUUCUUUUCUCCCGCCGAGCCACCUCGGAGGUUGAGCAAGUAAGGCAGGAUAUCAACUGUCUAUCUAAUCUUCUGAAAGAUAUGGAAGCCGUUAGAGAGCUAGAUGAAAGGGAGAAAGUUUGGAUGGAAUGGGUGAGGGAAAUUUGUCUUCGACCUGCAGAUGCUUUCCUCGAGUCUUUCGAAAGCGAAAGAGAGCAGCAGACAAAGAGUUGGGCCGCAAAACUCCAAGCUCCUGCUUUUUAUAAUGGAGAUUUAGUGCUCAGAAAGAAGAUGAUAGAGAUCAGGAGCAGGAUCCAAUAUGCAUAUGGCAGAAGGUGGAUAUAUGGAAUGGGAGAAUCUGAUAAAAAAAGAGAAGGGUUGACGCCAUCAACGGGUUUUGAACUUGAGUCAAUCUCGCAAGAGUUGAAGCUCAUGCAUGCCUUAUCUAAAGAUGCUCAGGGUAUGGAAGUUCAAGGUGGGAGAGGGAAGGCCUGGUUGGAGCAAAUUGAAGGCCUUGCUCUUGAGGUAGAUAAUUUCAGUAAGCUCAUAAUGCAAGAAAAAAUGAAGGGACGUUCACCUCUGUCACUUUACAACAAGUUGCGCUCUAUAGCAAAGAAGAUAGAAGAAAUGAGCAGAAAGUUUUAUGUUAUGUCUGAAAGAAAGAUAACUUAUGACAUCGGGAAAUUUGAAGGAAAAAGGGGUCAAUAUUCUCAGAUUCAAGACCUGCAAGGAACCACGGCAUCUAUCUCUGGUACUACUGCAGAAGAUAAUGAUAAUAACUUGGAGGAAGGUCAACCAGGCUCCUCUCAGCUGCACACAAAGACAACAACAUGUGAGAUUGAAGAAACUGAAAACAGUUCAAAAGUUCAAGACCUGCCAGGAACCCCAGCAUCUAUGGAUACUGUUAGCAUUAAAAAUGAGGACACACCGAAAAUUACAGCUGAACCAAGCCAAAUGAAUGAUUUGAAUGCUACCGAACUGCCUACAUCUGAUACUGUAGGAAGAUCUUACGCCAAAGAGCAAGUUGAAUCUAUCAAAAGAGAGCUGGAGCUGAUUAAAGCUUUUCUCGAAGAUGUUGAAGCGAUUAAAGAACCAGAUGCAAGACUCAAUUGCUGGGAGGAGGAAAUGCGAGAGAUUGCUCAUGAAGCAGAGGCUAUUAUUGGCAUCUAUGAGAACACGAGAGUGGAAAAGAAGAGCAUCUGCACUAGGCUUGCAUCAUUAAUCAAUAGGGAUGCUGAUUCCAAGGUUGUGCGGGAGAUCUCUAUUAUCAAUGAAAAAAUUAGGGAAUUUACACACACAAGGAUUGCUUAUGGCAUUGAACAUGUUGAAGAGUCCAAGUUGGGGACCCGAAGAAGAUAUAAGAGAAGCCCUCCAUCUCAAUCUUCUGAAGAAUCUGUUGUUAUUGGCUUUGAUGACCAAGUAAACGAAAUAAAGGAAAGAUUAUUAGAAGAUGAUGAACCAAAUCGCUGCGUCAUUUCAAUCGUGGGAAUUGAAGGCUUUGGAAUCAAUGCUGCGAUUCAUUACAUAUCAUAAUGGUUGGAAAUUGGUCACUGCAUCUUAAAUCCAGCGACUUCUUUCUGCCUUUUUUUUCAAGUUUCUUGUGUUUCCAGAGGAUGACAAACUUCUGCAAAAUAAAUGUCAGUUAUUCUAACUGCUAUGAGGGCAGCAGAGAUGUAAGGCCAAUGCUAAUAUAAGGAAUGGGAAGUUCAGAAACAUUGUGGAAGUUGUCAAGCUCAAUCCAAGGACACUCUCAGAUGUUAGCUCUUCCUUUCAUGUGAUGAUUUAUUUCAGGGGUAUCACCAGUAAUAGGCUUGGAUGCAGCUAUAUCAUUCCUUCACCCUCGUGUUUUUUUUUUUUUUUUCCUGUUCUUAUUGUUAUUUGUUGCUUCUCUUGUUGUUGUUGGAGAAUGGUGAUGGUAAUGGGGGAGGUUUAUUUAUUUUUAUUUUUAAAUGUGAUUGUUGUGAUGUAUUCUAAAACCAGUGCUUAUUUCAGAACCUUUUUGUU